UGACACUAUGAAAAAUAAUAAAUGGUGUAAAUAAAGAUGGUAUACUUUUAAUACGAACAAUCAAAACAAAAAAAUAGGAACGUAGAUCCAAGCGAAGUGUUAGGAAAUCAAGUGAAUAUAAAAUUGUUAGCAUCAAUAAAUUUAUUUAACUGUAGACCAUAAAAAUGGGAAGUAUUGAUGCAGCGCGUAUUGCUGGCUUUCUGUGUCGUCUAUGUUCGGAGAUGCAUCGAACUGUAAUUCAUAUUUAUGGAGAUCAGGGACAAAAACACGAUUUGGCCAGAAAAAUAAAUGCCUAUUUACCUGUAACAAUAAAGCCAAAUGAUCUGUUACCGAAAACAAUUUGCCAGUCAUGUAUGGAUCGUGUAGAACAACAUCAUGAGUUAAUGCUUAAGUUGAAACAACAUGAGCACGUCUUUACCAACUCCAAUUCAACAAGAAUAGCUCGAACAACGACGACGACGACGACGAGCACGGCGUCGGCGACGACGGGGACUGAAUCGACACGUCAAAAUUCCACAACCAAUAGCGAUGAUAAUAAUAAAAACGGCAGCGAAAGGCCGAUCUGUUAGCUAUUUAGUUUUUCAUUUUAGUUUUAAUCAUAAUUAUUAUUUCUCAUAAAUGCAGACAAAAAACCACGUAUUCUAGAAUAUAGACUAAAAAACACA
Molecule: messenger RNA, 665 nt
Organism: Contarinia nasturtii (swede midge)
Lineage: Eukaryota; Metazoa; Arthropoda; Insecta; Diptera; Cecidomyiidae
Exons: 2
Coding region: 165-569 (134 amino acids)
Cellular component (GO): nucleus
Molecular function (GO): zinc ion binding
Source: RefSeq, a predicted model, not a curated record